AUGACUAGAACUCUCUCAGACAGCGACCUGAAAAUAGUUAUUAAAACCCCACAGAGUAAGUGCAUGCAUAGCUUGCACGUGGCGUUUGCUGUUAGUGAAGAAGAAGAUGAAGAGAUAGAAUUGGAACCCACUUGGUUGGAUGAGGAGUACCGUGCUGUUAGGGUGGCAGUGGGUGGUGGAAACGGUGGUAGUGGUGGGAAGAUAUGUAGCGGCGGCGGUGGUGGUGGAGAAGAUGAGAAUGGAGGGUCUGCGAAUUGGGAUUCAAAGGGUAAUAUUGCAAGUACGGAUCUUUACUAUCAGAUUAUGCUUGAAGCUAACCCUGGGAAUGCAUUGCUUCUUAGCAAUUAUGCCAGAUUCUUGAAAGAGGUAUGUGGAGACUUUGUGAAGGCUGAGGAGUACUGUGAGAGAGCAAUACUUGCCAACCCCAGUGAUGGAGAUGUGCUGUCAUUGUAUGCUGAUUUGAUAUGGCGUGCGCAUAAGGAUGCUCCUCGUGCUGAGUCUUACUUUGAUCAAGCCAUUCAGGCUGCCCCAGAUGAUUGCUAUGUUUUGGCUUCCUAUGCUCAGUUCCUUUGGGAUGCCGACAGUGAAGACGAAGGUGAUGAGAGAGAAGAUACUAGCAAUAUUGAUUUAUCACCUCCCAUGUUCUUCCAAGGAGCUCCACCACCACUUCUCCUCCUCCCAUAG
Molecule: messenger RNA, 684 nt
Organism: Ilex paraguariensis (yerba mate)
Lineage: Eukaryota; Viridiplantae; Streptophyta; Magnoliopsida; Aquifoliales; Aquifoliaceae
Source: the annotation of a GenBank genome assembly